Molecule: messenger RNA, 3462 nt
Organism: Pocillopora damicornis (cauliflower coral)
Lineage: Eukaryota; Metazoa; Cnidaria; Anthozoa; Scleractinia; Pocilloporidae
Product: eukaryotic elongation factor 2 kinase
Biological process (GO): myosin II filament disassembly; protein phosphorylation; response to differentiation-inducing factor 1
Molecular function (GO): elongation factor-2 kinase activity; protein binding; ATP binding
Source: RefSeq, a predicted model, not a curated record
AUGGAGAGCCUGGAAAGUGUAACCAAUGAUAAUGGAAGAACAACUGACCCUGAGUCUGGAAGAUGUGGAAAUGUAGAACAAGAAACAACAGAUGAUUGGAAUGGUGAAGUUGGAUUACUGAAGGAUGAUGAAAUGCUCCCUAACAGAGAAAUUCGUCUAAACAGUAAAGAGGCCAGUGCUGAUGAUCUUCAAGGUCAAACUGCUUCUCAUCACAAACAGCAGCACCAUUUAAGCUGGAAGAUUGCUCUUAAAAAGGUUAAAAGUUUACCCGAUCCUUGGGAAAAAUUUCAUAUUGAUGACUCGUGCCCUACAGAAGUUGCCAUGAGACAUCGAUACAAUGCACUGAAAAAAAACUGGCUACAGGAUGAAGUGAGAGUCAAAAUGGAAUUAUUGCCAUUUGAUCAAGGAGCCAUGAGGGAGUGCUUUAGAUUGAAGAAGCUCUCCAAUUUCUCAAAGCACAUGAAUUGGAAGCAUGCAGCUAAUUAUGUUUGUAAAAGGUAUAUUGAUGAAGUGAGCAGAAAAGUGUAUUUUGAUGAUGUUAGACUGCAAAUGGAUGCCAAGCUUUGGGGUGAAGAGUUUAACAGACACAACCCACCAAAAAAGGUAGAUAUUUUCCAGGUUUGUGUAAUUGAACUGAAAAACAGAGAAGGAUCACCUUUGUUUCACUUAGAGCACUUUAUUGAAGGAAAGUAUAUAAAGUACAACUCAAACUCAGGUUACGUGCUGCAAGAUGAAACUCUCCGUUGCACUCCCCAGGCAUUUAGCCAUUUUACAUUUGAGAGGUCUGGCCAUCAACUGAUUGUAGUUGACAUUCAAGGAGUUGGCGAUCUGUACACGGACCCUCAGAUUCAUACAUCAGAUGGAGAGGAUUACGGCGAAGCCAACUUGGGCCCAAGGGGGAUGGCACUGUUCUUCAGUUCUCAUAGAUGUAACAAAAUUUGUCAUAGCCUUGGACUUUCCCAGUUUGACCUCAGUAAAAAAGAAUUGGUUCGGAUUGACAAAACCCUGGAAAACAUCCAAGACUCCAGCACAAUUGUUAAAAGUAUUGACGAUUGCACAUCUCCUGGUCACCGCAAAAUUUCCUCAGCCAUAUUUGACAUGACGGAAUAUCUAGCCCAGUCUCCUCCUCUGUCUCCUGCUGGUUCGGAGCCAGAUUCCCCCAGGUGUUCACUGUCAUCAUGUAAUGAAUUAUCAAGAUAUUCUCGACAGAUAUCUGACCCAGAAUCGUCAUCAUCUGAGACUGAAAGUGAUCAAAGUGAUGUGUUCACUGAGAACGAGGAUGAGAAUUUCCGCAAAUCAUUUGCUGAUAGUCUGGAACAUAAGGCAUCAAGUGUAUUUGCCGAGGUUAAACUGCUUGAUGAUGUUCGUCUGAAGCAUCAGAGAAGGUCACACAAGGGUGACUCUGUUCUCGGACAGGUUCAUCUCGAAUUGGCUAAAUGUAACGAGAUCGGUCGUUUCACUAACAAUGAGCCCCAAAUGGAAUGUGCCAUGUUUCAUCUAGAGCAAGCUGCAGCUUGUGCUGUUUUACCGGCUUUAAUUGCAAUGGCUGAAAUCAAUUUACAGCUGCCACACGACAUAUUGCCUUCAGUGACUGUCCAGGAAUCUGAAGAUGCCAUGAACCGGGGGGUGUAUUACAUGUUGGAGGCAGCUCAUUUGGGAGACAGGCAAGCCAUGGUGUACAUGGCUAAGGCUUAUGAAACUGGCUCAGGCCUAGGCUCGUUCAGGGAAUGCACGUGGGUGGAGGCAGCCAAGUGGUAUCAAAAUGCCAUUGACGUGGUGUACGAAAACGAUGAUCCACAGAACACGCUAUUCACAGACCCUAACUACGUGCUGUAUGCCAAGCAAGCGUACUUGUACCAACACGGAGGUCACGGGCUUGAAAAGCACCCUCAGAUGGCCGGCGAACUCUAUUCGGCAGCUGGAGAUUUAGCACUUGCUGCCAUGAAGGGAAAACUAGCGAAUAAGUACUUUGCACUGGCUGAGGAGGCGUGGGCUGAAGAUGACGAAUAAUCUGAUCAUGCUUUACACUGAGAGAGGCGUUAAAAUCGAAGGAUUGGACAGGCCACAUAUGCGCAGGCUUGUGUAGCUGUUUAGCUGUGUAGCUGUAGGAGUAGCUGUUUUUCUCCGUAUUAUCUCAGUUUAGCUAAUACUCAAAGAGUAGAACCGCGAAUUUAACGUGGACCCUAAAUCUCGGAUAAUUUUGUAGAAAAUUUAAGUUAUUUCGAAAGCGAAAGUUUAUUUACACGUACAGAGUAUUAACUAAUUUAAAGUGAGAUUACCCAGUUUUACCAGUAUUGAACAGCUGCUGGCUAUAACUUUCGCAUGCAUCAUUUUUAAACAACCUUGCAUUAUCAUGCGUUUGGCAAGGUGGAUACUAGACUUCGCCCACCUUGUUGUGUUCAAGGCACUGGACGUAAAACCCCUCUCAUGCUCUCUACCCAGAUUGCCGUUUAUGGAGGGAGACACUCACGUUAAGGUUGAAAUAUUUCGGUAUGUUCGCUUUCGAGAUUUUUUUUGCAUUGGGAAGUUCGACUUUACUUGGUAGGAUGAGAGAGAUUAAUUCUUUUGUUUUUUGGUAAACUCAUCCUUUUUUCAGACGAGAAAAGGGUUGCAGAUUUCUACACUCUACAUGAUAGGCAUUUCCUUAAUCAUUGCUUCAUUUGUAGAGGAUCUACUUACUUCACACUCCUUCGGCCUUUCCAUAAUUGAUCGCCUUUCAUUAAUUAAAAGUGCGUUUUUCAUAAGGGCUAUUUACACUAAACAUUCACGGCAUUUCGCGUAGGUGUCCUCCGGUUUUGCAUGUCAUUUGUCAACAAAAGUGUGGCAUUGAAUUUCCUCUAUUUUCAAUAAAUGAGCCGAUUCCAAGGAGGUUUUGCACUCGAAUUAGCGAUCAGCCACCAUCUGAACCUACCUGUUAAAGUGGCAUGUGUUGUAUCUGAGCAAAAAGGCGCGUGAGAAUUGACAACUCAACCGAAACGUUGAAUAACCAUUCUAGACGAACAUGUGGUCAAGUAUUUGGAGGCAAAAUUCGAUUUCAAAGCAAAAGGAAUUAGGAAAAGGAUUAGCCUGCCAGAUAGCUUAUAGCUAGUACCUAGUAAAGGGAGGUUAAGAAACGAAUGCGAUGCGUUCGCUGCAAUUUUGCCUUCAAUCUGCUAUUGAGAAGAAAGGUUUGGGGUGUACAGGGAUGGAAGGGAAACGGAAUAUAUCAUACUUCUCGCCUAAACUGACCAAAUUGGGGGAGACUAUCUCUGAACAUCCGCUUGGCGGAUUUCCAACCCAAAAGAGACUUAGAACUCCACUUUCACUUGCGUUUAUUGCGUCUUCAACGUAAAUCCCAUGUAAAUCGAAAUAACAGUUUCAAGGCACUAUUUUUAUACAAACAGUUCUGAGAUCAUUUCAUAAGCUAAGCGAAUACUAAAUGUUACCCAAGCGUUCGAAUAACUAAAAAUAACUUGUAAAGUA